CACACACACACACACACACACACACACACGGCGCAGUCAGAGCCGUGUCCAACAACGACAGAGAUCGACACUGCCACGAACGGGGCUGCCAAAAGAUCAUUUCAAACUUCCACGUGAGCCGCUCAGAAGGAAGAGACUUUCUAAAGUUACAAAAAAAAAACAGAAAAAAACCCAGAAACGUCAGAAAAACGAGCGAGUUUGUUGGAGAGCGCACCGAGGCGAGCCGCGGGAGCUGAAACGCGGCGACAGAAGAGGAGGAGUAGAGGAACUUCCCUGCGACCACAACAAAAGCGACUCCUGUGAGUUCUCAUCCCGGUGGCUGCUGCUGAGAUAACGAAGCUUUUUUCUUUUUUACUUUUCUUUUUUUUUUCGCGCCGCGCUCUCUGAAACAGAAGAAGACGCGCGUCAAAGUUUGGAGAGCUGAAGUUCCCCAGCUGUUGGUGCGUUACAGCGAACAUCCACUUUAGCGCUCACGUCCGACAUGAAAACAAACUUUAAAGCCCUGAAGCAUCUCAGAGGCUAAAAACGUCGCUUGCUUCGGAGGAGGAGGUGGAGGAGGAGUGUGCACUCUUCUUUUUAUGAAAGAGGGAGAGGGAGAGAGAAAGUGCGAGAAGAGAGCCAAGGUUUGGAGACUGCGAGGAGAAGUUGUGGCAUCAUAAAAGUUGAGUGAUGCGCGUCAGAAACGCUGGAAGAGGAGCGCUGGAGAGCCAGCGCGCUUUGUGAAGCAGACAGGAGAGGAGACCUCCCUGUGAACUGGCUAAAACGGGGGAUCUGGUUUGUUGUGUUGUUGAGGGGGGACGGAAAAAAAGAACGACAAAAAGAAGAGAGACGGAUAAAGUCUGAGAGAGAAGCGGCUAAUUGCUUAGUCCGUCCCUCAUUACCAUAUCCAAUGCGCGUCCGCUGGACGCCAGCCAAUCCUCCCCACCUUCACACGGUGCCAUUAAUCGCGAGGCAUUAUUCACUAUCAUAAUUAUUAUCCCGACAUGCGCAAUUCGACUCACAGCAACAGCAGAAGCAGCAGCAGGAAGAGCGACAGCAGCACUGGCUAAUUUCAGAUUUGAGCCCACGCCACGAUCCCAGACUGUUUGCGAACUUUUUUGAUCCGUCCGCUCUUCGCUGAUGCAGCUGCAAAACGCAGGCGCAUCCCGGAGCGUAAACCCAGCAGCACCACCCGCAUCAGCAGCAGCAUGUCCCGACGAAAGCAAGCCAAGCCGCAGCACCUCAAGUCGGACGAGGAUCCCGCUCUAGCCGGGGUGAUCUCCGAGCACGCCCGAGGUGAUGUGCUGGAUGAUGCUGACAGCGGGAACGAGAGCCGCAGUGGCAGCGAAGAGACUCACGUAUGUGAAAAGUGUUGCGCCGAGUUCUUCAAGUGGUCGGACUUCUGUGAACAUUUAAAGAGCUGUACCAAGAACCCCUUGGUGCUCAUAGUGAAUGACAAUGAGGACACGCCUAACCCCUCCCAGGAGUACCCCUCAGAGCCCUCGCCUGCCCUUAGCUGCCCCAGUGAGCAAGAUGACAGUGAGGAUGCCAGGGAGGGCAACCAGAGUCCUGCUGGUGAGGGGGAUGACAUCCCAGAGACAGAUCCCUUAAAUGGGGUCAAUGUCCUGGAAAAGGAGGACGAACAGAUGGAGCUGGAGCUCUCCCCUGAAAAAAAUAUAGAACCUGAAGAAAGAGACCUAGCAUCCCCUGAGCCAGAUGGCUCCCUACCUCAGCUCAACGAUGUAGUCCCGUCUGCUGUUACAAGCUACACCAUGCCGAGCACCAAUGUUACCUUGGAAACCCUGCAUGGCACCCGGGUUGCAGUUGCCCAGUUUUCACAGAGUGUAAGGGCAGCAGCAGGCAGUGGGGUUUCCACCAUGGCUAUUCCCAUGAUCCUGGACCAGCUUAUGGCCCUCCAGCAGCAGCAGAUUCAUCAGCUCCAGCUAAUAGAACAAAUUCGAAGUCAGGUGGCUCUCAUGAACAGGCAGCCUGCUCCACAAUCUGCUCUCAGCCACCAUCGUAACGCUGCUGCUGCUGCUGGAAACCAGGGGCCUGCAUCUUCCUGUGUCCCUCCUGUUGCAAGUCAGCUUCAUCUGCAUGACUUUAUCACACCCCCUGUCCAUCAGCUGACUGUCAGGUUGCCAGCUACUCUAAAUGGUCAAGGCCCUUCCCCUCUGACCUCAGCAAUAGAAGGGCCUCUUUCUCAAACAUCACAGGGUGGCACUCAGCAGUCUAAUUCCUCAGUCCCAAACACGUCUACAAGUAAUUCUGUCUUUCCCACCUCAAGUGGUGCUGGAUUAUCAUCUCUACAUCCGUCCUGCUCAUCUACUGUCUCGUCUAACGUCAGUAGCACUUGUAGUAGCAUAACUGGAGGUGGCGGCAUCAGUAGCAGCUCAGCUCUUCCCAGGAACUCUACCACCCCUCCCAUGCUAAAUCACAAUAGCAUUCUUAGCUCGGCCUCCAGUCUACCACUGAUACCUCACAGCUCCUCAAGCAGCGUCAUCUUCCCCAACCCACUGGCCAGCAUAGCAGCCACGGCUAACGCGCUUGACCCCCUUUCCGCUCUAAUGAAGCACCGCAAGGGAAAACCCCCCAACGUGUCAGUGUUUGACACUAAGCCCAGCUCUGAAGACCCCUUCUUUAAGCAUAAGUGUCGAUUCUGUGCCAAGGUGUUUGGCAGUGACAGCGCUCUGCAGAUCCACCUGCGUUCCCACACUGGAGAGAGGCCCUACAAAUGCAACAUAUGUGGCAACCGUUUCUCUACCAAGGGGAAUCUGAAAGUCCACUUCCAAAGGCACAAAGAGAAAUACCCACACAUUCAAAUGAACCCUUACCCUGUGCCAGAGUACCUGGACAAUGUGCCCACAAGCUCAGGCAUUCCAUACGGCAUGUCAUUGCCUCCAGAAAAACCUGUUACCACAUGGCUGGACAGUAAACCUGUCCUCCCCACUGUCCCCACCUCAGUUGGACUCCAGCUACCUCCAACGCUCCCGAGCAUGAUUGGAGGUUUUUCUGAGUCCCCAAGUCUAACUCCUCUUAACAGGUCCCCUCAGAGGCCUUCUCCACCCACAAGUGAGUGUGCAUCUUUGUCCCCCAAUAUUGCCUCUGACUCUGGCAUGACCACUACUUCACCUUCCCCAAAACCCAGCUUUGGAAGUGAUGCACCUCCCCUCUUGAAACCUGAAGGCAUUCUCUUCUCCCCAACUUUCUCUACUAGGCCAGGAGAGAACACAACCACAACAACUACAGUAACUCAAGUGCUUCUUUCCUCUACGGUCACCUCCACAACACCAUCAGGCAGUGGUCCAGUCACUGAGCCACUCAAUAGCCCUAAUUCCGUUUCUAGUUCUGUUUCCCAUCCUGUGCUUCCAAUGCUAUCUGACCAGUUUAAGGCCAAGUUUCCCUUUGGAGGCCUCCUGGAUUCAAUGCAAACCUCAGAGACAUCGAAGUUGCAGCAGCUUGUUGAGAACAUUGACAAGAAGAUGACUGACCCCAACCAGUGUGUCAUCUGUCAUCGUGUUCUGAGCUGCCAGAGUGCUCUGAAGAUGCACUACCGUAUCCAUACUGGCGAGAGGCCAUUUAAAUGUAAGAUAUGUGGACGAGCAUUCACCACCAAGGGAAACCUAAAAACACACUUUGGUGUUCACAGGUCCAAACCUCCACUCCGAGUCCAGCACUCCUGCCCUAUUUGUCAGAAGAAGUUCACCAAUGCUGUUGUGCUGCAACAGCACAUCCGCAUGCACAUGGGAGGGCAGAUCCCUAACACCCCUGUCCCUGAAAGUCUGCAAGACAUGGAAACUGACAUCUCCUUUGAUGAGAAGAGCUUAGAUGCAAUGAGCAACUAUGAUGAUGACCUCCUGGAUGAAAUGGAGCAGGCGAUGGAUGAUGAAGUUGACUUAAAAGAUGGGGAGGUGGACCUGUCUAAACCAUACUCCCCUGGAGGCUCACCUCCAACUUCCAUCAUCUCCAGCAUUGCUGCGAUGGAAAACCAGAUGAAGAUGAUUGACUCUACCGCUAACAUAGCCCGCGCUUUUGGUCAGAAGCCUGCACAUAACGGCAGUAGCUUUGUAGGGGAGACGGACUGUUUUACCACAGAUUCCUUGACUGCAGUGGGGGAUGUUGAGAGUCAGAGCUUAGGGAGCCCCGCUUUGUCUGAGUCCUCUGACUCAAUGCAGCAUUUGUCCCCAGCUCAUAGCCAUUCUGAGAGCCAGACAUCCAAGUCCCCAGUUACAAUCAGUAAUAAUAACAACUGCAGUGCCAUGACAGCAGAAGAGGGCCAGGAGAACAAUUCAGCUGGCUUGACAACAGUGAAGUCAGAAAAAUCAGAAACCCCAUCUCCACUUUCUGCAAGUGAAGGGACUGGGGCUCUUGACCUGACUGCCACUCAGCCUGGCAGGCACUUCAUCAAAGAGGAGAGCCACUUCAACAUGCUGUUUCUAAACAGAGAUCGUGGGCUUGGUACUCCUAAUUUAGCCAGCACUGCAUCAAACAUGAUCAAAAUGGAAAUGAAUGGACAUGGCAAAUCUUUGAGCGACAGCUGUCACAUGCCCAUGGGCAUCCAGGUUCCAGCUGCAGCACCACUGACCACAGUGAGCCCCAGCAUUAAUCCUAUGUUGGCCCCCCCACCUCCACGUCGCACCCCUAAGCAACACAACUGCCACUCGUGUGGGAAGAAUUUCUCCUCAGCCAGUGCUCUGCAAAUCCAUGAGCGCACACACACGGGAGAGAAACCCUUCGCCUGCUCUAUUUGUGGAAGGGCGUUCACCACAAAGGGCAAUCUGAAGGUUCAUAUGGGAACCCACAUGUGGAACAACGCUCCAGCCCGUAGGGGUCGGCGCUUGUCGGUGGAGAACCCGAUGGCACUUUUGGGCGGGGAUGCCAUGAAGUUCAGUGAAAUGUUUCAAAAAGACCUGGCAGCUCGGGCCAUGAAUGUCGACCCGGGCUUCUGGAACCAGUAUGCUGCUGCUAUCACCAACGGCCUGGCCAUGAAGAACAAUGAGAUUUCUGUGAUUCAGAAUGGAGGCAUCUCCCCGCUGCCUGUCAGCCUCGGUGGCGCAGGAAUCACAUCACUGGGGUCUCUUCCUGGAGGGAUGGACCGCAGCGUUCAUGCCGGCAGUAGCCCUCCUAUGACGGGGAUGGAAAAAGCUGGACUCGAGGUUGCUGCCAAUCGUCCGUUUUCCAGAUAUAUGGAGGAGAACAAAGAGAUUGGCAUCAAUUAGAAAAACGAAAGAAAAACUUUUGUGAAAUAUUCCAAGGUUUGACAAAAACUAAAGUAUGAUGAGAGAAUUAUUAUGGAAAGAAACUGCUGACCCAGUCUAAACUCAUGCAUACUAAACUGUGUACAGAUUAAAUUUACUUUUUCUUUUUUCCUUUUUUCUGUUGGUUUUGGAAAUAUAGUAUUUAGUAUUGAUUAGAGGCCUUUGCCUUUUCACCUUUCCCUUCUCACUUGAUAUUUCGUCGACGCAAAGAAAACUCUUGUUUGAGAAUAUGUCGUCUUGCAAGAUAAUGCAUGGUACUUAUUUCUUUUUAUCAGUACGUUUGACUGCUUUUAUGAAUUCCUUUGAAAACCAGGAUCCUGCCUAUGUGAUAACGGACAAGUGUCUUAUCUGGACGGGGCUAACAGUUUUGUUUAUAGACAGUCUGACUUUUGUCCAGCAACCCUGUUUGUGGUUGAUCUUUUAAAUAUAAAGGGCCACUGACGGGCUGAAGAAAAGAAUGGAAUGUAGUGUUUUGUGCUCGCCUGAUCAUUUUUUUCCUCAUGAACGAGAAAACUUGAAAAAACAAUGUUUAAACUGUUUUAAUCUUUACAUUUAGUCUCUCAGCAUUGUCUACUAAUGUUGUCCCGUGUCUUUAGUAUUUAUGAUAUUGAUGAAAAAAGCGGGUAUACAAAAAUAUAUUUAACAGCCCAAGCAUUUGAUUGGUUCCUUUUUUUUAUCUAUAAACUGCAGGCUUCCCUCAUGAAAAUCCCAGUCAAUAAAGACGAAAUGUCAUUUUAUUUGAUCAACGGAGAAAAAUUGUAGGUUUUAUUUGGAUAUUUGUUGACAUCAUGUACAGUUUGUCACAUGAUAAAGAGGCAAAAGAUAUCCAAAGCUGCUAUGACCACACCCAGCUUUUAACCUUUGUAAAAAGAAGAAAAAAAGAGACAAAGGUGAAUCUUUUGAAGAAAUAUCUAUGUAUAGAAAUACAGACAAAUCUAAAACAGGUAUGCAUAUUUUGUAUCACAUAAGAUAGAUAUCAUGAGUUGAGAGUAUUUGUCAUGUUUGUGAAUGCACUUUUUAAAAACAAGACGUUUUGUCUGUGAGUUCCCGUUAACCCUUUUGACUGAUCUAUCUAUCACGUGCUGUUUCCAUUGUUUUCAGCGUACCACUCCUCCUCUCGCUGACAGAGACGGGUCUCUGCUGUUGCAUCUGUGCGGCUCGUCCGAGUGGAAACUCAUCACUCAAUCAAAAACCUUCUCAAAUAAAGGGAGAAAACAA
Molecule: messenger RNA, 6455 nt
Organism: Nothobranchius furzeri (turquoise killifish)
Lineage: Eukaryota; Metazoa; Chordata; Actinopteri; Cyprinodontiformes; Nothobranchiidae
Gene: sall3a
Product: spalt-like transcription factor 3a
Biological process (GO): regulation of transcription by RNA polymerase II
Cellular component (GO): nucleus
Molecular function (GO): DNA-binding transcription factor activity, RNA polymerase II-specific; RNA polymerase II cis-regulatory region sequence-specific DNA binding
Source: RefSeq, a predicted model, not a curated record